Lates calcarifer (barramundi perch) is the source of this 4758-nucleotide messenger RNA. It is a transcript of the gene cacng7b, whose product is annotated as calcium channel, voltage-dependent, gamma subunit 7b. Gene Ontology annotation, biological process: transmission of nerve impulse; neurotransmitter receptor internalization; positive regulation of synaptic transmission, glutamatergic. Gene Ontology annotation, molecular function: channel regulator activity; voltage-gated calcium channel activity. NCBI's taxonomy places the organism in Eukaryota, Metazoa, Chordata, Actinopteri, Centropomidae. Gene Ontology annotation, cellular component: AMPA glutamate receptor complex; postsynaptic density membrane. The coding region runs from base 289 to 1314 and encodes 341 amino acids. The record is from RefSeq and is a predicted model, not a curated record. The transcript has 6 exons.
ACUUCUCCCUCCUGCUCUCUCUCUACAGUAUGUCUCAUUUGUAGCCAAAGUAGCUUGCUGAACCGAUCCACCGCAGUGCCUGGGACAGAUUGAGUGAAAGAGAGAGUGAGGGAUUUAGAGGAUGGGUAAGGGGACUUAAGGGUAAACACACAGAAGAGAGAGAGAGAGAGAGAGAGAGAGAGUGAAGGGGGGAAGAGAGAGAGGGAGAGAAAGCCCAGAAAUCCACCACCAAGCCUCCCUGGUGUGAGGUUUCUUGGCUACUGACGUGUGCGCACGACUCGUGGCAGGAUGAGUUCGUGCAGCAGCCGUGCGUUGACUAUCCUGUCCACAGUGUUCGGAGCCUGCGGGCUGCUGCUGGUCGGGGUGGCCGUAUCCACGGACUACUGGCUGAUCAUGGUGGAGGGCAUCAUCCUGCAACAGAACCAGAGCAUGGAGGUGAAGAUGGCGCUGCACUCAGGCCUCUGGAGAGUUUGCUUCGUGGCUGGAUCAGAAAACGGGAGAUGUGUUGCAUCAGAGUACUUCACCGAACCCGAUAUAGAGAUUACCACUGAAAACACUGCAAACAUCCUCAAGAUGGUGCGUACAGCCACGCCCUUCCCGAUGGUGUCCCUGCUCUUCGUCUUCACGGCCUUCGUCAUCAGUAACAUCGGACACAUCCGGCCUCAGCGCACCAUCCUGGCCUUUGUGUCCGGCAUCUUCUUCAUCCUCUCAGGCCUCAGUCUGGUGGUGGGCCUGGUGCUCUACAUCUCCAGUAUUAAUGACGAGGUGAUGAACCGGCCCAGGGAGCCUGAGCAGUUCUUCAACUACUACUACGGAUGGUCCUUCGCCUUCGCUGCCUCUUCCUUCUUACUAAAAGAGGGCGCCGGGGUGAUGUCGGUCUAUCUGUUUAUGAAGCGUUACGCUGAGGAGGAGAUGUACCGGCCCCACCCGGCUCUCUACCGCCCCCGCCUGUCCGACAGCAGUGACUACAGUGGCCAGUUCCUCCAUCCAGAGUCCUCUUGGCCCCCACCGAAGCGAGGCCGCAGCACCUCCGAGGCCUCCAGUGACAUCUCCAUCCAGCUCAACCAGGCACCACCAGCGCCGACCAAGAGCAGCCUCCAAGUGGGCGGCCAGGGAAGCCCGCCCUCUGGUUCCUCUUCCGCGGGGAGCUACCAAAUGCCCCCUCAGUCUGCCAGCUACCCCUCCACACACACCCUGCCCAGGUCACACUCCUCACAUCCCCAAGGCCAGGCUCUCCCCAUGGCCAUGCCUCCAUCGCCCAUACCUCCCCCUCACUAUCACACACACAUGCAAAUGAGCGCCUCCCCCUGUUAGGAAGAGGGAGCAUCAGGGAGGGAAGGAGAGACGCUGACUCUUCAUGGUCAUAUAUACUGUACAUUUAGAUGUGGAUGAGAGUAAAUGCUGAGCUUGGAUCACAGAUGAGGUGAGGUGCAAAAAAUGUAGCUUUGGAACAAUAUGAAGCGAGGACAAAAGAGGUUUCAGAAAUUUAAGGGGGAAGAUUUUACACCAUGGUGUUAGAUUUUACACCACCGUUUUACAGAAACGGUGAUGGACAGAGAGAGGCAGAAAAAGACGAACGUGGGGGAAGAGAUCCAGGAAUCCAGUUUGUCUGGAAGGAAAGAGGGUUUCCUAAAAAGACUUUAGAGGUUAGGUUGAGUGACAGUGGAGAUACAGGGGAGGGAGAGUGAGGCAAGGAGAGAGCGAGGGGCUGCGGUACAAUAUGAAGAUACUGCAGUGCUGCGGGAAAUUUGUAUGCACUUGGAAAUGUACAAUGCAAAACACUGAUCACAAAGACUGAGGGUGCACAUAGUUUUAUACAUACAUAAUUCAUAAGAGUAAAUGGACUCUGUACCUUUUUACUAAAAGGUAAAUGUGGUUAAAUAUACUCUUGUCUUCUCUGAAUUUCUUACAUCAUCAAUCUAGUUUCAUAACUCACAACGUCAAAGUAGUAUUAUAAUAUUAUGAAUUAAAAAUCAUCAGUUAGCAAUAGUAAGUAAUUCUGAGAUGAACACAGAAUGUGAAUGUUUGUAAGACAAAAUACAGACAGGAGUGGAUGAUGUUCUGAAAUAUCAUGAGGAGAAAUCAACCUUAUGUUUUACAUAUUUGUUUGAAGAUAAAAAUUUCUAACUUCUUGUAUAUAAAAUUGCACAGGGGGACGUCUAUAUAGCUGUUGUAAAUUAUGAAUGAAGCUUUGGCACAAGUCACGUCGAGACAAUAUCUGACUCAUUCUGCAUUGGAUGAAGACUCUGCAACAGGCACACAACCACCAACAACACACCCUCUGGAUGCAGUGCAUGCUGGUUUGAAGGGGAACCACCCGACGCUGAUGCGGGGUCUGAUGCCCUCUACUGGCCACUGUUCUGCACUAACCCUGUACCAGCCUUGAGUCUACAGUUGUUAACAGCUUUUUCACGCACCCUUCUCUUCCUCGCUGACCUGCACUGUGUGUCAGUAGAUGGUGCAGCACAGAGGGGGUUGGACCGAAGCCGGUGUCUAUCCAGAAGUGGAGUUGCAGUGAAUGUCAGGAGACAUUUUGAGCUGUACAUGGAUCUAGAGAUAUGCUUUAUGGAGUGGUUAGACAUAUUUUUUUAAAGCUCCUAUGCUCCUUAUAUAUCUGUACAACUCACGUGAUGAAAGUAUUAAUUACAUUUGCACUUACUGCAUAAAGGACGAUACCACUUUUUAUGAAAUGCAGGUCCUCUAGUUUUAAAGUUACAUGGACAAAGUAGAGGCCACUGUUUUAUUCCAACAUAUUUGGUGAUCAUAUGUUUUAGAGGAGGGUAUGAAAAAAUAAUCGUUUGUUGAAAAUAUGAUCCUGAGCCAUCUUGUGUUUAUGGCUGCAACUUCUUCUACUAUUUUCAUCAAGGACCAAUCUACCCAUUAUUUUCUGAAUUUAUUAUUUUAUUAGCAAUGCUUCCCCUAUUCUGCAUUUAUAAGCAGGAUAUAAACAUGAGAUAAAUAUAGAUAGAUAAAGUUUAUGACACACUAUAAUGUAGUUAUAAGCAGAAGUGUUUAUUCGUGUAUUGUCAACAACUGCAAUUCCUCCUGUGGCCACCCAUAAGAAUAGGCUGGUGUACAAACAGAUAAUGAAUGACAGUGCAGUUAAAAAAAAUAUUCAUUCAUAGAAGUUAUAAUUGCUGACAAAUACUAUACAUUAAUGAUCAACUAAAAUGUCCUUAUAUCUUCUUACAACUACUGCACAUUAUAGUGUGCCUAAAACCUACAGAUAUUCAGUUUAUCGUGAUAAAAAUAUCAAAUCUUCACAUCUGAGAAGCUGGAACAAGGAAUUUUAUUUUUAUUUUUAUUUUUAUUUAUUUAUUUAGUUUUUGACAUUUUUGCUUGAAAAUUGACUGUUGAACGACCAGUAGAUAAAUGAAUUUAUUAUUGCAGCUGUGAGCAUGUUGCUUUUGUUCUGAAAAGAUAAAGUGGUUCUUCCAUGUAUUACCUUUCUGUAUUGUAGCAUUUCCUUAAAACAUCAUAAAGUAGCAGGCUGUACAGUAGGACACUGCGAGAUGUUUUGAGCCACCUUGUUUUAAAUGCAUUUUAGUCAAAUAGGGCUAUAUGGUGGUGUGUUGUAGUGACUAAUUUACAUUUUCAGAUGCUCUUGAAGAGAACAGUAAUGCUCGGAAUAAGCUGCUCUCAAGUACUGUACAGUAUGUAAAAGGUGCAGAAUAAUAAUAAUCUUGAACAUGAGCUCCUCUCAAGAAAAGAAGGGCCUGCGCAUCAUAAACAGUGGUAUUUAAAUUUAGAGCAUUUCUAUUAUGUUUGUUUGUUUUAAAGGCACAUCAUGCACAGGGAUAUGUCCAUGUGAUAUAUCUCUGUAAUGAGAAUUAAACCACCAUGUUAUUGUGUAAUGGUUGGUUUUCAUUAUCACUGUGAUGCUGGAGAGAGGGAAACACACUGAUGUCCUACAGAUGAUGUGUGGGAUGGCGAUCAUUAAGACUUACAGGGGAAGAUGUAAAGUGAGAUCACUGAGAUAUCGUCGUAUUUUUUUUGCAGGGCUUUGUUCAUCAUGCAUGCAUUUUCUCAACAUCACCCUGCUUUUUGUUUAUGCGGCUGCACAAAUUCAUGUUGAGGUGAAGCCCAGUGCAGCUGCAGCCUUCUGCUGUUGGUUCUGCUGUUACAGGUAGGGAGGGUUAAGUGCCUUGCUCAAGGGCACCGGACAGUGACUCAGCUGCAGCUUUUGAAGAAGAUCCAAGUAUUUCCCUUACUAGACUUUCUCAGCCAUUAGACACCUAAAUCUUCUGGUUAAAAGUCCACCUCUCACCCUUAGACUGCUGCCGACCCCAUCAUGACCUUUGCGACUGUGGACAGCUGAGAAGCAUUUCUGUUCUUUUCUUUCGUUUUUUUACGUAUAAAAUCUCCUUUUUAACAUUUAGAGCUGUUCAAUAAUCAUUCGGUGCCUCUUAAACUGCAGCAGUUCUUUUUUUUUUUUUUUUUUAUAUCUCUGUACCUCUUUGUUUUUCCCUCUCUACCCCCAACCUUUUUCUUUGCCUCUACAUGAUUAUAUAAAAGGGUGUAGCUGUGCUUGCUUCUGCAGAGAGCCUAGUCUUCUUGCACAUGACCAUCUUUGUAAAGAAAACAAAAUGGGUAAAACAAAUGCUUUUCAAUGCUUCAGUGGAACCAAUGCUGUAUAAUCUGGAGAUACAUAAUUCAGUAGGAAUUGUUAUAAGAUCACUGUUCUUGAAAGUGCUGACAUCUGUCAACUCACUUUCAUCUGAUAUACAUUAAUUAAACUUUUAACAUGGAUUCAUUUCA